Messenger RNA from Rhipicephalus microplus (southern cattle tick), 1047 nucleotides. RefSeq names its product piggyBac transposable element-derived protein 3. Lineage: Eukaryota; Metazoa; Arthropoda; Arachnida; Ixodida; Ixodidae. The record is from RefSeq and is a predicted model, not a curated record.
AUGGACUCUAGAAGGUUCUACGGGAUCAGGGUUCCACCCGUUGAAGACAGCGAAGAUAGCUGCCUCAGCGACAGCGACACCGAUUACAGCCUUGACGCAGAAGACGCUGCCCCAGCAGAUCAAUCUAGGCAAUCUGGGAUUGACACAGUGCAGAAGAAUGCCAACAAAGCAUUACGCCUAACAUGCGCUGAACUAGAGCAGUUUCUCGGUGCCACAAUGUACAUGUCCAUAUACAGGAUUCCACGAUCACACAUGUACUGGAGCCGCGAGAUGACAGUAGAAAAAGUGGCAGAAGUUAUGUCACGUGACAGGUGGCAAACCAUAAAGAGCGACCUUCAUUUCAACAACAACGAUCUCCUACAAGCGAAUGCUGGAAAUGACAGGAUCUUCAAAAUUCGACCACUGAUUGGCAAUCUGCUUCCCAAAUUUCAAAUCCUUCCAAAGUCACAGAUGCUGGAGGUUGACGAGCACAUUGUGCCGUUCAAAGGCCGUUCAGCUCUCAAGCAAUAUGUCCCUAGUAAGCCUCACAAGUGGGGCUACAAGAUUUUUGUACUUUGUGACACCCACGGACUUGUCUACGACUUCUCCAUUUACACAGGGAACAUCCGCCCCGUUCCUGGUUUACCUGACCUUGGAGCGAGCUCUAAUGUUGUGCUCGAGCUUUCGCGCUCCAUCCCAGAGAACAAGAACUCCUUGUUUUUUGACAACUGGUUCACAUCCAUAAAACUGCUUGUAAGUUUGCAUCAGCUCGGUAUUCCAGCCUUGGGAACUGCGCGGGCAAACAGGAUUUCUGGAUGCCGACUACCCAGUGAUGCAGAAAUGAAGAAGGACGGAAGAGGAAGCCACAUGGAGCGGGAGGCUACUGUUGAUGGGGUUGAAGUCCGAGUUGUGAAGUGUUACGACAGCCGAGGAGUGAAUAUAGCCAGCACAUUCGGGAGUGCCGAGCCCCUAGGAAGCUGCCAGCGGUUCGACUGCAAGAAGAAAGAAAGGUGCGAAAUUCAGCAGCCUGCUAUUGUGAAGACAUACAACACCUUAUGGGUGGAGUAG